GUUUGGCUUGAGCAACAAGUUUGAUACAGAAUUUCCUUCUGUUCUGACAGGGAAGGUUGCUCCAGAAGAAUUCAAGACCAGCAUCAGUCGGGUGAACGCCUGUUUAAGAAAGAACCUCCCUGUCAACGUCAAGUGGCUGCUGUGCGGCUGUCUGUGCUGCUGCUGCACGCUGGGCUGUAGCCUCUGGCCUGUCGUCUGUCUUAACAAAAGAACUAGAAGAUCAAUUCAGAAGUUAUUAGAAUGGGAAAAUAACAGACUAUAUCAUAAGCUUGGUUUGCACUGGAAGCUGAGUAAAAGGAAAUGCGAAACUAGCAAUAUGAUGGAAUAUGUAAUAUUAAUAGAGUUCUUACCAAAAUACCCCAUAUUUCGACCUGACUGAGGAACAGCAUUCGGUCUCUCAUGUUACCUGUCAUUUUCUACCCUUAGUGCCUUGUAGAUGAUUUUGGAAAGAAGAUGGUCUACUUUGCUGUGACUUAAAAAAUGUUCUUCAAUAGAAUAUCUUCCUUGCUAUGUUACUUUCUUUCAUUAAGAAGAGAACAAUUUGCACAUUUUUUUUAUGUUAAACGAGGCUUCUAUGUUGCACUCUGAAUUUUUAACAUUGACUGAUAUAGUUGCCACUAGGGAUCUAACAUCAGUGCUGCUUAAACUUGUUCUGAGCAUGCUGCCUUAUUCAUUUCUAUAUUUGCUGUUCUCAAAUGUGCAUCCUAAUGCUAUGUCAUACAAUAUUUCAUUCGAAAUGUCGCAAUCCUAUAAACCCUCUGUAGAAACGUCCAGGUAAGCGUCUAGCAGUAACGAUUUUAGUAUAACUUGCUCGCAUAGGACUUGCAAUCAACAGCACUGGUUUUGUCCUGCACUUUGCAAAAUCAUCAUUUACAUUAGGGGGUUAAUUAUUUUACCCACGAGGGAUUUGUAAAUACUGACUCUUUGCAUAAUGUCAAGUGUGGUCUGCGAAGGUUUACAGAAUGUAAUAUAGCUCUUACUCUGUUGCCAACAGCCCGACGUCGUUUUAUUCAUUACAUUUGCUCAUAUCCCUCUCAUUGUACAGCCCCGUCCACAGCCCAGUUU
Apaloderma vittatum (bar-tailed trogon) is the source of this 1065-nucleotide messenger RNA. RefSeq names its product cysteine-rich hydrophobic domain-containing protein 1. The transcript has 5 exons. The record is from RefSeq and is a predicted model, not a curated record. Lineage: Eukaryota; Metazoa; Chordata; Aves; Trogoniformes; Trogonidae. The annotation marks the transcript as partial.